AUGACAUCUAGAAAUCUGACACAUGGUAAGGAGUCGUACAGUUCUUCAUCUUUGAAUGAACAAGACGACAGGCCCUUGUUGAAUCCAUUUUUGGCAAGUGAAGAAGAUAUCUCUUCAAAGUCUUCUUCACUCCACUAUAAAAAUGAGUACGGUCACGUUGAUUCUGGAUUAGGUUUCGAUAACAGUCGCCAAAUAUCAGAUUACGAUGGUUAUUACUCGAAAACAGAUAAUAACGAUAAUAACUUCAUCAAUAAUAGCAAUAAUGAAAGUGACAACACAAAUAGCAAUCUCACGCCUCCCGUAAUGAAUGUUCACCAGUCUGCAUCUUCUCUGAACUCUACAAAUGAUAUUCUUUCUCCUGCUGCCUUUGAUAGAUACCCUUUGAUUGGAUCGAGAGUAACGUCAGUCGCAAAUUUAGAUCCGUCCAAUCUUAACGGCAGCGUAUCUCCAUAUUCUCCGGGAAAUAGAUCUAAUUCAACUUUCUCGUCUGUCCUGAACCCUUUCAAUGCAGAACAAGAUUUUUCUCCAUUUGGCGGGUAUCCAACUUCUUCUUUCCCACUUUUACUAGAGGAUAAAGAAGAUGAUGACUAUUUACAUAAUCCUGACCCAGAGGAAGAAGCAAAAUUGGACAGACAAAGAUUCAUGGAAGACUUCAAACAUAUGAGUAAGAGAUCCUUUGCUGGUUUGGCUGGUAUCUUAUUCAUUUUCCUCCUCGGUAUAUUCAUAUUCAUCGUGCUACCUGCCAUUACAUAUUCAGGAGCCAUCUAUCAUAAUUCAACUCCAGACGUAACUACUAUCCUCAGUUUAUACUCAUAUCCUACAUUGCAGGCAGUCAGGACAAAUUUGGUGGACCCUGAUACCCCAGAAAGUGCAUAUUCAAGACAAGCUAAAGACGGUGAUUAUUGGAAAUUGGUCUUUUCUGAUGAAUUUAAUGCAGAAGGUAGAACUUUCUACAACGGUGAUGACCAAUUUUGGCAAGGUCCAGAUUUUAACUAUGCUGCCACAAAGGAUUUGGAAUGGUAUACUCCAGAUGCUAUCACCACUAAGGAUGGUACUUUAAAAUUAAGAAUGGAUGCCUUUAGAAGUCAUGACCUUUAUUAUAGAUCUGGUAUGUUACAAAGUUGGAAUAAAUUAUGUUUCACUGAAGGUAUAUUGGAAAUUUCUGCUCAAUUACCAAAUUACGGUAGUGUCUCGGGUCUAUGGCCUGGUCUUUGGACAAUGGGUAAUUUAGGUAGACCUGGUUACAUGGCUACCACUGAAGGUGUCUGGCCUUACAGUUAUGAUAGUUGUGAUGCGGGCAUUACACCAAACCAAAGUUCACCGGAUGGUAUUUCAUAUUUACCAGGACAAAGAUUAAGUGUUUGCACGUGUGAUGGCGAGGAUCACCCAAAUCAGGGUACUGGUAGAGGUGCUCCAGAAAUUGACGUUAUUGAAGGUGAAGUUGAUACCAAAUUAAAAGUUGGCCUUGCUUCUCAAUCCUUGCAAGUCGCUCCCUUUGAUAUUUGGUAUAUGCCAGAUUAUGAUUACAUAGAAAUUUACAACUUUUCCACAACCGUAAUGAACACAUAUGCUGGUGGUCCAUUCCAACAAGCUAUUUCCGCAGUUUCAACGCUUAACACAACAUGGUACGAGUUUGGUCCAGACGCUGGUUAUUUCCAAAAAUUUGCCAUUGAAUAUUUGAAUGACGAUGAUGAUGGCUAUGUUCGUUGGUUUGUGGGUGACACCCCAACAUUUACUUUGUACGCAAAUGCUUUACAUCCAAACGGUAACAUUGGGUGGAGACGUAUCAGUAAAGAGCCUAUGUCUAUGAUUAUCAACUUGGGUAUAUCGAACAAUUGGGCCUAUAUCGAUUGGCAAAUGAUUUUCUUCCCUGUUACCAUGUCUGUUGAUUAUGUCAGAAUUUAUCAACCUAACGAUUCUAUUUCAAUUACAUGUGAUCCUGCAGAUUAUCCAACUUAUGAUUACAUCAUCGAUCAUCCAAAGGCUUAUGAAAAUGUGAAUUACACGUCAUGGGAGGCUGCAGGGUAUGAUAUACCCAAAAACGCAUUAACUGGAGGUUGUUCAAGUUCUAAAUACAAACUUGCCUCUUCCUAG
Molecule: messenger RNA, 2094 nt
Organism: Kazachstania africana CBS 2517
Lineage: Eukaryota; Fungi; Ascomycota; Saccharomycetes; Saccharomycetales; Saccharomycetaceae
Product: SKN1/KRE6 family beta-glucan synthesis-associated protein
Exons: 1
Coding region: 1-2094 (697 amino acids)
Biological process (GO): (1->6)-beta-D-glucan biosynthetic process; fungal-type cell wall organization
Cellular component (GO): endoplasmic reticulum membrane; plasma membrane
Molecular function (GO): glucosidase activity
Source: RefSeq, a predicted model, not a curated record